This is a messenger RNA of Dovyalis caffra, 153 nucleotides long. NCBI's taxonomy places the organism in Eukaryota, Viridiplantae, Streptophyta, Magnoliopsida, Malpighiales, Salicaceae. The record is from the annotation of a GenBank genome assembly.
AUGGCCAAGAAUAAUAGCAGGAAGACCACUUUUAAUGCAAAGUUAGAAUUUUUGUAUAUUAAAUACACAAUUACUGCAUUAGUUAAUGCUGAGGGGUCAACCAAGUUUCAACCUUUGCCAAUAGCUCGGAGUACUUUGCCUUCAGAAAAUCAA